GCGAGUAACUCAGUAAGGAUAUAUUGACGCUUUUUGAGGGCCCGUUCUCGCGGCCCAGGCCCGCUCUCCCGCGGCGGCGCGCUACUCAACGCCACGAGCCUCUCCAUUGAAUAUCGGUACUGUCCGUGCUAUCGCUACGCCGUCCCCACGAGACAGCGACGUUGCUCGAUCGGGCCCGCAUCCCCUCCCAAUCUAUCCAUGCCCGUCCACCUCCGCACCAAGCGCGUUCCCGCGCAGCGUCCGCAGCUGCCCCUCGUCGAAUGGCAUCCAGCGCUCGUGCCUCUGCCUGUUCCUCGUGGACCUUCUGUGACGUCGCAGGUGAUCGCCCGGCCCUGGUUGCACCUCGUUCACAUCAUCAGCGGCCACCAUAUGUCUGAUCCAUGGCACGUAGUCCAGAAACACCGUGGGUCUCGGAAGCAGAGGCGCAUGAAGGGGCAGAAGCCUUCCCAGAACGACUAGCAUCUCGAAUUGGUAUUGCACGCGAGCGUGAUAAAUCGCCCGCGUGUCAGGAGCUUCUCUAGCUUCGAGCGGUGUUUUGGCGUCCACGAGGGACGCACGCGAGCGCCCGAGAACAUCGCGUGCCAUAUCCUCGUCUUGAUGGUAAAACGCUGGGAGGAUGUUUUGCAGGCCAGACAACGCGAUAGGCUUGCGCAGGUGCUGGUGUCCCAUCUCCUCGUCGGACGACGUUGGGAUCCCAUCCGGAGCAUUGGCCU
Punctularia strigosozonata HHB-11173 SS5 is the source of this 713-nucleotide messenger RNA. RefSeq lists its product as uncharacterized. The transcript has a single exon. The coding region runs from base 199 to 459 and encodes 86 amino acids. NCBI's taxonomy places the organism in Eukaryota, Fungi, Basidiomycota, Agaricomycetes, Corticiales, Punctulariaceae. The record is from RefSeq and is a predicted model, not a curated record.